UCGCCCAAGGUCCAUGCUGAAGGCUGCUGCUUCUCCUGGCCCUGACCUCGCACUCAGGUUGCUGCCAGCUUGCUGCUCCGGGGUGGCCGUCCCUGCUAUCCCCUCGAGGUCCCCCUCCAAAGCAGGGGCAGCCCACCGCCGUCCAAAAGUCAUACUGUUGGUCCUGGACGGAACCGUCCUGCCUGGGGGUGGAGGCCCCUAUGGCCGCUGAGGCGUCUCCCGCCCCUCCUUGCCCAUGGGUGUGUGCUGGGGUCGGCAGGUACAGCACGCCGCCGCCGGCCACCCCUCCUCGUGGGCCAAGACCUCCAGCUGGUCGCCGGCCCAACAGUAUCCCCCGUGCGUCCCAGCUGCAGGCUCGAGCCCCGGAACAGCGGGCCCACCUGCCUCACUACUGCGCCGGGGCCAUGUUCGUGCAGCAGCUGCUGAGCCGCGGCUACGGCUUCCAUGAGCGCGCCUUCGGAGGGGUGACCUUCCAGAAGAAGGCCGGGGACACCGCAGUGGGCUGGGCGCUUGGCUACAUGCUGAACCUGACCAACCUGAUCCCCGCCGAGCCGCCGGCGCUGCGCAAGGGCACAGACUUCGGGGCCUGGGUCGUCCUGGUCCUGCUCUCCGCCGUCCUGCUACUGGCCGCGACCGUCCUGCUGCUGUGCCGGGCGCGCGCGGCCAAGGCGUCCAGCGCCAUCUAGGGGCGGGCUGGGGGCGGCGGCCCUCCGGACCCCGGCCCUCCCCUGCACCCCAUCCUUCCCCCAGCGCCGCCCAGACCCAGACAGAGGACGCUGGCGCACUCGCCCACAGGGAACGGGGUCCAGACCCUGUCUGUCCGCUCCGGCACCCUCCAGCCUGCAGGGUCCCCUGGGCCUCCUCUCCCUGGGGGUGGGGGAUUCAGACACCCCGCAGCCCUCAGCCGGUGACCCCGGGGCUGGGUGUGCAGGGAGUGGAGUUAGAGCGCUCAGAGCACCCCCCCAAAGUCUGAAUCUGUAUGAGAGAGAGGGUCAGAGCCCACGGGCUGGGAACGCAGCACCUACUUGUGAAAAUUUUGUAAUAAAAACUUCUUUCCAGAGUCCUGCAGAGGACGUACAUAGGGUGGGGCCUCCUUGCCGCUGCCCGCCCUCUUCCCCACAGCUGUGCUGGCCAGGAAGACCCGCUACUAGUCCCAAGGGUGGCCCCAGGCUCUUCCUGCUUUCUUCCUUCGUGGGUGCAGGCACAGAGCCGUGGAAACCCUGCUCCCCGGCUCCACAGCUGCGCCGGGAGCAGCCAGGGGCCACCCGCCAAGAGAAAGUCCCCGAGUCCCUUGGGUCUCAUCCAGCCAGCAAGGCCCCCAUAGCUCCUCCAGGUCUGUGAGGACGGGCCCUGGCCUGGGACUGGCUUGGGGUGAGGGUGG
This is a messenger RNA of Enhydra lutris kenyoni (northern sea otter), 1381 nucleotides long. RefSeq names its product ectonucleoside triphosphate diphosphohydrolase 2. The record is from RefSeq and is a predicted model, not a curated record. Gene Ontology annotation, molecular function: hydrolase activity. The transcript has 2 exons. Bases 201 to 686 code for a protein of 161 amino acids. Lineage: Eukaryota; Metazoa; Chordata; Mammalia; Carnivora; Mustelidae.